Anguilla rostrata (American eel) is the source of this 3125-nucleotide messenger RNA. RefSeq names its product tubulin, beta 5 (gene tubb5). Bases 122 to 1456 code for a protein of 444 amino acids. Gene Ontology annotation, molecular function: GTP binding; GTPase activity; structural constituent of cytoskeleton. Gene Ontology annotation, cellular component: microtubule; cytoplasm. The record is from RefSeq and is a predicted model, not a curated record. Gene Ontology annotation, biological process: microtubule cytoskeleton organization; mitotic cell cycle. Lineage: Eukaryota; Metazoa; Chordata; Actinopteri; Anguilliformes; Anguillidae. The transcript has 4 exons.
UCCCACCUAAGCGUCCGGCAGCUGCUUUUAUUCUUGGAGCUUUUUGUGGGGCAGAAGUUCAUACAGAGGCGCAGUUAUUCCUUAAUUUUUUUAAACAUAGAAUAUCACUCAACCAGAGAGAAUGAGGGAAAUUGUGCAUAUUCAGGCUGGCCAGUGUGGUAACCAAAUCGGUGCUAAGUUCUGGGAGGUGAUCAGCGAUGAGCACGGGAUAGACCCCACAGGCACCUACCAUGGAGACAGCGACCUGCAGCUGGACAGAAUCAGCGUCUACUAUAACGAAGCCACAGGAGGCAAAUACGUGCCCAGAGCCAUCCUGGUGGACCUGGAGCCCGGGACCAUGGACUCUGUCAGGUCCGGGCCAUUCGGACAGAUCUUCAGACCAGACAACUUUGUGUUCGGUCAGAGUGGCGCUGGGAAUAACUGGGCAAAGGGCCACUACACCGAAGGGGCCGAGCUGGUCGAUUCCGUCCUGGACGUGGUCCGCAAAGAGGCUGAGAGCUGCGACUGCCUGCAGGGCUUCCAGCUCACCCACUCCCUGGGCGGGGGCACCGGCUCCGGCAUGGGCACCCUGCUGAUCAGCAAGAUCCGGGAGGAGUACCCCGACCGCAUCAUGAACACCUUCAGCGUGGUCCCCUCCCCGAAAGUGUCCGACACUGUUGUGGAGCCCUACAACGCCACCCUGUCCGUCCACCAGCUGGUGGAGAACACGGACGAGACCUACUGCAUCGACAACGAGGCGCUCUACGACAUCUGCUUCCGCACCCUCAAACUCACCACCCCCACCUACGGAGACCUCAACCACCUGGUGUCGGCCACCAUGAGCGGCGUCACCACCUGCCUGCGCUUCCCCGGGCAGCUCAACGCCGACCUCCGUAAGUUAGCUGUCAACAUGGUGCCCUUCCCCCGCCUGCACUUCUUCAUGCCCGGCUUCGCCCCACUCACCAGCAGGGGGAGCCAGCAGUACCGCGCCCUCACGGUGCCCGAGCUCACCCAGCAAGUGUUCGAUGCCAAGAACAUGAUGGCGGCGUGCGACCCGCGCCACGGGCGCUACCUGACGGUGGCGGCGGUCUUCCGCGGCAGAAUGUCCAUGAAGGAGGUGGACGAGCAGAUGCUGAACGUGCAGAACAAGAACAGCAGCUACUUCGUUGAGUGGAUCCCCAACAAUGUCAAGACCGCCGUCUGCGACAUCCCGCCCAGGGGUCUCAAAAUGGCCGUCACCUUCAUCGGCAACAGCACGGCCAUCCAGGAGCUCUUCAAGCGCAUCUCAGAGCAGUUCACUGCCAUGUUCCGCCGCAAGGCCUUCCUGCACUGGUACACCGGAGAGGGCAUGGACGAGAUGGAGUUCACCGAGGCUGAGAGCAACAUGAACGACCUGGUGUCCGAGUACCAGCAGUACCAGGACGCCACAGCCGAGGAAGAGGGAGAGUUUGAGGAGGAGGCUGAAGAAGAUGCGUAAAAAGCAACGAGAGAUGAGGGGGUUUGAGGGGGGAGGGUGGGUUCAAAACUGAAGCAAAACCGAAGCCCGAAAAUAGUGAAGCAAAAUUAAGCAAAAAUGAAAUUUGAGAACAGAACAAUGGCGGCCUAAAUGAUCAAGCAACCAGAGGAGGGAUGGAAGAACAUUGUCAGGAUUCACGAAACAUUGAUGAGAGGCACCAAUCCCAACCCAGCAAGUGAUGAUUAGAAACUGCUGCAAAGUGAGUCAAAUUAGAAAACAGCAAAAAAAAGAACUAAUAAGAGCAGAUGGUGGGAUUGUGUCAGCAGUAAAAAUGAAUGUAAGCAAGGAUGGUGGAUGAGAAGGAAAAAGAAAGGAAUUGACCGUAAACCUUCAAUAUGACCAAAUACAAUUAGUAAACAUCUACUUUCGUGCAUCUGUGUUUUUGGGUCUCUCCUCAUUCCUCGUCCCUUCCAAUAAAAAGACAGAAAGAAACAACAGUUUAAAAAAAUCAACCAAUAGCAACAAAGCCAGCCAACCAAUAAGCACAGUGAUGUUGCAGCACAACCAAGAUGGUAAACUGCUGUUUCUUGAAUGGUCAAGUCAGGUCUGCCUGAACAGAGAGGACAAAGCGAGGAAACGCAAAGACACAGAACACCCCAAGUGAACAAUACAAGUAAGGUCAAGGAGGAAAGGAUUGAGAGUGAAUGUCAGCAGAGGAAGAUGUGUGAGGAGGGGCUGGAGACUGAUAAGGUGUCUUACGUGCCAAGAAUAAGAGCUGUCUGAUCCAUUUCAUGGUGUUUAUCUAUUUAUUUUUUUAUCUUCCCUGUGUUUUUAUUUUAUUUUACUUCUUUAUUUCUUUUUUUAAUUAUUACUUAUUUCAACUGAGCCUCUUCCAUUUCCAGAUCAGUUCAGUGACUAACAAUUGAAUGUCUGGUCACAGAAUUUCUUAUGGAGAGAGUAAAUGCAGAAUAUUCAUUCAAGUGGACCUGCAGCUCCCCACAGAACAAUAAAUGCACGCUGCACUGAGAGAGGGACCAAACAGUCACGGAAAGGAGUCCAUUUUAAACUAUCCAUACUGCACAGUGUUUAGAAAUGCAGAAUUUAAGAUGCGUAAUCAAAUUCAUUUUGAAGACCACAUGCAUAUAUGUAUGGGUUGGGGUGAGACACUGUGAAGAAUUUCCAGAAGGCGACUUGGUUGGAGUGGUGUGUAUUACCCGAAGCAGACCUCCACCGAACGCCAGCCAACGUCUCGGAGAGGCAAGGGUGGGUACACACCAUGCCCCUGGGAAAGGGGUAUGGGGCUGAAUGUUUUAAGAAAUCAAAAUGGUUUCUUAAACAGUUACAAGAAUGUUCCAACUAAGGGUUCACGUGAAUUAUAUGCACAGAAUAAUUUUUUGGUUAAAUUAAAUUGAAGGGGGAAAUGUGGUCGUUCAUCAACGGAAAUGAAGUAAAACAGCUGAGUGCAGUCGUGCUAUGUAUUACGUAUAAUUGAGCAAAAAAUGUGGGGAAGCUCGGAUGUUUUCUCUCCUCGUAUUUGUGUUUGAAGUUCUGCAGCUUCAACUCUACUUUUUCUCCAUCUAUUUGUGUUUGUUUGUUUUUUCCCUGUCCUGUCUUUCUGAAAACCGUCUUUCAUACUGAACAGGAAAGGGCCUCUGGGGAAAAAUAAAAUGCCUUUUUAUAAAAACUGAAA